This is a messenger RNA of Aspergillus mulundensis, 1518 nucleotides long. RefSeq lists its product as uncharacterized. The coding region runs from base 1 to 1518 and encodes 505 amino acids. NCBI's taxonomy places the organism in Eukaryota, Fungi, Ascomycota, Eurotiomycetes, Eurotiales, Aspergillaceae. The transcript has a single exon. The record is from RefSeq and is a predicted model, not a curated record.
AUGGGGUCGCUCGAUGCUGGAACUUGCGAUUACGCCUGGGCGGAGGUGAGCCCACGUCGUUGGGAGCGCGAUAUCGACGAGGUGGAGCAGUUUUACGCCUCGCUUGCGAAGACCUAUGAAGGGACUGGACGCUGCUGCUUCGCGAUAACAGGGUACAUCUCGUUUUCGGUACAAGGGACGGACUUGGCGGUUGAGAAUGCGCUGCGAAAGGCCUGGGUACGGUUGCGUUUUGAGAAUCCUACAAUCGCGUCCCGCGUUGAGUACGACGGCCAGCGGCAGAAGUGUAGGAAAGUCUAUGAGGCGUUCUCGAGUCCGGAGGCCCAAAAUACCUGGUUGCAAGACACGUUUCGCGUCGUUCGCACUAAGACGUCCGGUCUGCAGUGGUGCAACUCCGACCCAGCUGUUCCUGGUCUUCCAACAAUCUUCUUGAUAAAACGGGCUGCUCGGCAGAGGGGCACGAUGAACGCCGACCUCGUUCUUCGCUGUCGGCAUGAUAUCAUGGAUGGGGUCGGUGCUUUGAUGCUCCUCGAUAGCCUUUUUGCCCAUGCAGCACAAGCGUUCCAUCAAGGCGACGCCUACUCUAUUCCAGUCUUCGAAGACGAGUGGUCGAGACUGAGCCCACCGUUACGUGUCGCCGCCGGUAUUUCACCCAUCUUGAGCAAACAACAAGAAGCUCGCCUUGCCAGGACCGUGUCCUGGAAUGCCGCACUGAAGAAGGAUGUCGAGAUUGCGGGAUUCCCUCAUCGGAAGAAUGCGAUGAAGCCAGGAAAACACCAACGAGUUGCGAUUACGCUGUCUACGGAGUCCACUCAUCGAGUCGUAAAGGCCUGCCGAGCCCUUGGCCUGACCCUGAACCAUGCUUAUCACACUGCCAUCGGCAUCAUCCUUCGUGACCUCCAGAAACGACAGGCGCGAUCGAGAACAGUGCGCUAUGUCAACUAUAAUUUUCUCGACGAGCGUCCACAGUGCCAAGAGCCGUACAACACCGCAUCGCACGCAGCAUCGGUGUACCACUCGGUUUCCGGCGAGUGUCUCGCAGUCGACUUGACUGUUCCAGCGGCCUCGAUAGGAGCGCCAGAGCAGCUCCUCGAUCACAGCAUCCGCCGAAGGCAAGAAUUCAUGAGAGUCGCCAGCGCAGUCCGUCGCUUCGACCUACAGAACCGGAACGACAAGCAACGGAUCCAAAUGGUGCCCUCCUACUGGGCGAUGAUUACCCCUCCGUGGCCAACCGACAACGCGACCCCGGCGAUUCCAGUCCCGUACAAUAAACCAUCGGUAUCUCUUUCGGACCUCGGAGAGAUCGACAAUGUCGUAUCAUCGACGCACGGCGCUUUCAGCCUCGACAACCCUUGGGUGACCAGGGAGCAUCUGGUAACCGGGCUGGCUUUGUUCCUUGGUACGUGGGAUGGACAAUUGACGUUGAGCGCGACAUAUAACGAUGCAUGGCAUACUCGGAACGAGGCGUUGGCGUUCCUCGACCGGUGCAACGUCAUCACUAUACAGGCUCUGGGUGCUUGA